Thalassophryne amazonica is the source of this 6065-nucleotide messenger RNA. It is a transcript of the gene rb1cc1, whose product is annotated as RB1-inducible coiled-coil 1. Gene Ontology annotation, biological process: glycophagy; piecemeal microautophagy of the nucleus; autophagy of peroxisome. Gene Ontology annotation, cellular component: Atg1/ULK1 kinase complex; extrinsic component of membrane; phagophore assembly site membrane. The record is from RefSeq and is a predicted model, not a curated record. Lineage: Eukaryota; Metazoa; Chordata; Actinopteri; Batrachoidiformes; Batrachoididae. Gene Ontology annotation, molecular function: protein kinase binding; molecular adaptor activity. Bases 415 to 5244 code for a protein of 1609 amino acids. The transcript is spliced from 24 exons.
CAUCAGCAACAUGACAACAACAAAACACACACAGAUGCUGUGGGGCUGUUAGCUGAGUUAGCUCUCCGAGAUCAACAACUGCUGACUUAGUCCGUGUAUUACACUACAGUAGCCGGAGGAGUGCUACAUUACGAAUUUAGUUUACGACGCGAUGUUUAAUCUGCGAGACUAACUAUGACCUGCGGAUAUUUUAGUCUUUUUUAACGUUAUAGCUAGCUUGAGCUAAGUAGCUUGCUAAGUUAGCUCUAUGUAUGCAAAGCUAAAGGUUAGCUAGCUAGUUGCUAGCAUGUUAGGCGAGGUGGAGACUACGGGGAGAUGCUAGUGAGGUAAGAGCAGCUGAAUUGGCUCUGUGGGUGGCCUUGAAUGAUUAAAUGAGCAAGAAGGGCAAGUGUGAAGAAUUCUGGGAGAUUCAAUAUGAAGCUAUAUGUGUUCCAGGUCAAUAAUGGCAGCACAUUGACAUUUGACACGGAUCUUGCAGUCCAAACUGUAUUGGAGCUUAAACAUGCCAUCCAAGCCAAAUACAAGAUUGCAGUUCAACAUCAGGUCCUUGUUGUCAAUGGAGGGGAAUGCAUGGCUGCUGAAAGGCGAGUCUGCAGCUACAGUGCUGGCACUGAAACAAACCCCAUAUUCCUCUUCAACAAAGAGAUGAUCUUGUGUGACCGGGACCCAACAAUCCCCAAAACCACCUUCCAGAAUGAGAAUGAGAUUCAGGUUAAAGUGGAGGAGUCUCUUUUGAUGCCAGCUGUCUUUCACACUGUUGCCUCGCGAACACAACUUGCAGUGGAAAUGUCAGAAGUUGCCAAGAUCCUUUCCUCCUUCUGUGAGCGAUUGGUUCACGAUGAACAUCUCCAACACCAAGGCUGGGCUGCUAUUAUGGCAAAUCUGGAUGACUGCACUCAGUCUUAUCAGAAGUUGCUCUUAAAAUUUGGCAGUGCUUACACAAAUUACCAACAAGACCUGGAAGAAAUUAAAUUGAAACUCACAAAGUUGGGGACAGCAGUUUCUGUAAUGGCCAGGAUACCUCUGCUUGAAUGCUUGACCAGACAUAGUUACCGUGAGAGUAUAGAAAAGUCCAGCUCAACCCCUGAAAAGGAUUCAGAUGAGACUGAGGAUGAGAAAUCUACUGACUCUGUACUCUGUGCAACUAAUGUGCAGAGACUCUCCAAAUUAUCAGCAGCCUCGUCUCCUUCAGGCACAGCUUCUUGUGAACCAACUGGAGUCCAGGAAAGUAGCGAAAUGACUGACAGCGGUGGUCUGAGAGCAGCCCUACUAGAUGACGACACUCCAGAGUUGGCCAACACCCCUUCCUUUAAUGUCACCUUAUUAGACUGGAUCAAUGUGCAGGAUAGACCCAAUGAUGUGGAAUCAGUUGUAAGGAAAUGUUUUGACUCCAUCAAUAGGCUGGAUCCACGGAUCAUCCAACCUUUCUUGGCUGAAUGUCGAGACACAGUGGCUAAGCUAGAUAAUCAAAACAUGAAAGCCAUCAAAGGCCUUGAAGACAGGUUGUAUGCUCUAGACCAAAUGAUUGCAAGCUGUAAGAAGUUGGUGAAUGAACAGAAGGAACUUGCUCAGGGAUUUUUGGCCAAUCAGACGCGGGCUGAAAAGCUGAAGGAUACAUCAGUUUUGCCUGACUUGUGUCUGAGUCACACCAACCAGCUGAUGAUCAUGCUCAACAACCACAGGAAGCUACUAGACAUCAAAAAGAAGUGCACCACUGCCAAACAAGAGCUUGCAAACAACCUUCAAGUCAGACUCAAAUGGUGCUUCUAUGUAAUGCUUCAUGCAGACCAGGAUGGGGAGAAGCUUCAGGCUCUACUAAGACUACUGAUGGAGUUAAUGGAAAGGGUGAGGGUGGUGGAGGCCCUCAGUACUGUUCCCCAGAUGUACUGCUUGGCAGUGGUGGAAGUCGUCAGGCGAAAAAUGUUUAUGCGCCACUACAGAGAGUGGGCCUAUGUGCUCGUGAAGGAAGGAAAACGACUGUACGACGCAGAGAAGUUUAAGAGGGAAACUUUUGGGAAGCUCUUCAGAAAGUCUUUCCUUCGAAAUCGUUUGUUCAGAGGACUCGAUUCUUGGCCUCCAACAUCAUUUUGUACGCGAAAGCCCAGAAGGUUUGAUGAUGAACUUCCAGACAUCUCACUCAAGGACCUGCAGUACUUGAAAUCUUGUUGUCCUGUAGAGGUGCAGCCUUUUCUAAUGGUUCCAACAAUGUGUGAUUUUGAGCCUUUAAAUUACCAUGUGGAGACACUUCACCACCUCGUCCAAGCUGCUCAAAGUGUUGAUGAGAUGUCUCAAACUAUUACCGACCUGCUUAGCGAACAAAGGGCAUCUUGUAGUCACAGUGCUCAGAGAUCAAAUGUGUUAACUCCACAGUCUGAAAGCAUACGUGGGAGUAUAACCUCUAUGCCCUCCAAAACCCCUUCCUCUCUCAGUCUUCAGGGACCCAGCUGCCAGCCUGUACAUGUUCCAGUCCCAGCCCCUUUAGAGGAUUUAUCCCCAGACAGCAUUGAUGCCCAGACAUUUGACUUUGAAACCAUUGGCCAUCCGAACAUGGAUCCAGUCCUUCAGCAGGGCUCUUUAGACCUGGAUUCUCUAGCAGAGAGCCCUGAGUCAGAUUUCAUGUCUGCUGUCAAUGAGUUUGUGAUUGAAGAAAACUUGACUUCUCCUAACCCCAUCAGUGACCCUACCAGCCCCGAAAUGAUGGUGGAGUCACUGUAUUCAUCUGUUAUCAAUGCUAUUGACAACAAGCGCAUGCAGGACACCACACUACUUGAAAGAGAGAAUUCAAGAAUCACGUUUUUGAAACAAGUCAUUGACAGGUAUCAAUCUGCAGCAGAGGAGUCUCAUGCCAAUGUAAAAAUUUUGAAGGAUGACCUCUGUCACUUGCGUGGACUAGUACUAAAAGAACACCAUGACUUUGGCUUUGUGCUAAAAUCUGUAUCUGUAGAAGUGAAUGACAUUUUGGCGAACAUCUGCCAGACUCAUGAACUGGAGUUGAGAGAGCGGCAUCAAAAUGAACUCUCUGUUCGACAAGUCCUUGAGAAGGAGGUCCGGGCCCUAACAGAGGAAAACCAGGUUAACCAGAACAUUGUGAAAGAUGUCCAACGUGCCAUGCUUGAACUGGAAGGGCGUAUGGAGCGUAAAGAGAAGGAGUUUACUCAGCUAGAGAGUGAGAAAGAGCUUUGCAUUAAAGUAGAGACUAGCCAAAAGGAAAAGAUCAAAUCGCUAGAGCAGAUCAUUGGUGAUCAAACUGAUGAGAUUAAAAGUUUGUCUACUUUGAGAGACUCGCUGACUGCUCAACUUGAGAAUCUACACUUUGAGAUUGAACGUAGUCAACAGAAGAUAAGGCAGGAAUUACAAAUUCUCGAGCAGUCUCACUUAAAAGAACUGGAGGACAAACUGAAACAGGAGCACGACGCCCAAUUGGAGGCUCUCACCAAAAGUAACCUGGAGAUUCUGGAGCAUCUGGCUGCAGAAAAUGAGGGCAAGUUAAGAGAGACAGCUGAUCAGCAUGUCACCACUCUUCGAGAGAAGGAACAACAAGUCAGGGACUUGGAGGCCCGCGUGACUGAGCUGGCAGACCUUCGCUGCAAGCUGGAGGCGAAGGUAGCCCUCAAAGAGUCAGAGACUAAAGACAUGAGGCUGUUACUUGAGGAAAUCAAGAUGGAGCAGGCGCAGGUUGUUAGGUUUCAGGUAGAGGCUGAAACUGAAGUCCUGAAUCAAGAGCUGACAGUUAUAAAAAGGCAGCUUCACAUGAAAAAUGACGAAUACGAAGUGGACCUGGCAGAGCUUAGGUCUCUAAUGAGGAUCGAGAAGGACCACUGCAUCUCUGAGCUGGUCGACAGACAUGAGGAGGAAACUACAUUGUUGCGUAGCGAGCUGUACUCUGCGCAUCAACAAAUAUGUGAUACUGACAGGAACCACACAGAGGCGCUGCAAAAACUAGACCAGCAGUUGGCUGCUCUACGUGAAGAAAAGGAUACUCAGUUAAGGUCUUUCCAAGAACAGGAGCAAGACCUGAGGACUGUUAUCAGCAAUCUGCAAACAGAAAAUGACCUUCUCUCAGAAAGAUUAGAGCAGGACAGACAAGCAACCCAGAGUGAGGUAGAUAAAGAAGAGGCCUUUAAGGUUGUGUUACCAGAUGCCUGUACAGAGUUACAGAAGGAAAAAGAGGAAAUGGAGAAGAGACUUUUAGACAAAAUUAGACGACUUGAGAAUGAGCUUCAUGAGAGAUUGUCCCAAACGAGGGAUGAAGUGUUGUCGCUGCACACUGAGGAGCUUGCAGAUGCUGGUGCACCUCUGUCUCUAGAUUCAGCUCUACAAGAGCGGCUGCAACAGGAGAGAGACUCCCUGAUAGAGAUCCUGGAGAAGAAGAAGAACGAGGAGAUUCAGACACUGAAGACGUCACUAAUUGCAGAACAGCAGACAAAUUUCAACACUGUUCUAACCAGAGAGAAGCUGAAAAAGGAACAGAUCAUCAGUGAGCUCAGAGAGAAGCUGCAGAAAGUUACUCAGCAGCAGGAGAAGGACAAAGCUCUGAUAGAGACUCUGUCUGAAGACCGUGCUAGUGUCAUGCAGGAGAAGAAACACUUGGAAGAAGAGCUGAACCACCUGCGCAGCACUGCGCUGGUCUCCUCCACUUUCUUCACUCAGAGCGGCGCAGAUGGAGGAGCAUCGGCUGCAGUGCUGCCCGGUGCUGCAGCCUGUUCCUCUGAGAUUCUGUAUGAUGUUGACAGGCUGGCCUCUGUGGCAGCCAUUCGAGAUGACGAACACGUGGAUCCCGCAGUGGAAGCAAGCAUGGUCACCGUCCACGAUACCCUCUUGAUGUCAGAAGAGAAACAGCGGAUACUCUUACUGGAGAGGACUUUGCACAUGAAGGAAGAAGAAAACAAGCGCCUCAGUCAAAGACUGAUGUCUCAAAGUAUGUCUUCUGUCUCAUCUCGGCAUUCAGACAAAAUCGCCAUCAGAGAUUUCCAGGUGGGUGAUUUGGUUCUGAUCAUCCUGGAUGAAAGGCAUGAUAACUAUGUGCUGUUCACAGUCGGCCCCACCCUCUACUUCCUGCACUCAGAGUCUCUCGCUGCGCUGGACCUCAAACCAGCAUCAGGGACGUCACGGCGGCCAUGGGUACUUGGAAAGGUGAUGGAGAAGGAGUAUUGCCAGGCAAAAAAGGCCCAGAACAGGUUCAAGGUUCCUUUAGGAACCAAGUUCUACAGAGUGAAAGCUGUUCCAUGGAACAGAAAAGUCUAAUAGCCAAGUAAUGACCCAAAAUGUAUAUUUAUAUUACAUUUUUCAAAAGACUAUAAUUCAUAACUUGAAAAUUGAAAGAACAUAAAAAUGAAAAGACUUCAGUCACCAUCAUGCUGUUUUAACUUUGUGUUCACACCCACCUGUUACCACUACAUUUAUUUUAUUUUGUUAAAUUUUUUUUUUUCUUCCUUCAAACCCAGAUUUGGUAAUGAGGACCAAAUGCGAAUAAUGUAGUUAGGGCAUGGCCCUAUGCGCUGCGGCGUUACGCCAUUCGACCUGUGUGUAAUAUACAAAAUUUGGAUGUUAAAUAUUAAUUCUCAUUAUCAGCAUAAGUUCUUUUUUUUUGUGGAAAAUGUCAUUAUCAGCACACUGAAAUAAAAAUACAUUUAUGAUAAUGUUUACGGAGGAAUGUUAAUAGCAUGCAUAAUGACAUUUUGUUUGAUUUACUUCUCCAGAUAAAUGUUGUAGUUGGAAAUGUAGUUAAUGCUGUUUGUUACUCACAUGAACAGUCAGUACUGGAGUGUAUAUUACGGUCGGCUGACAGAAACAGUCGACUUUGCAAUCCUUGAAAUGCACUUUCAAAAACAAUGCUUUAUUUGUUUGUUUGUUUUAAAAAGGGAAGUCAUUGAGCUGUCAGAACUAAGUAAAUAUCAGCACAAACUUCUCACUAUCAUAGAAUAUCGAUAUGUAGAAAAGAAUACUUUGUGACUGUGUAUCAUUAUCGGAAGACAUUGUACAAUAUCCAUUGAUUCGCACAUUUAACAAUAAAUUACUGUAUUGUAAAAGAUAGAGUUUUGAAACAAUAAAGGAUUGAUCCCAAA